Molecule: messenger RNA, 1780 nt
Organism: Sinocyclocheilus anshuiensis
Lineage: Eukaryota; Metazoa; Chordata; Actinopteri; Cypriniformes; Cyprinidae
Product: pinin-like
Exons: 7
Coding region: 253-762 (169 amino acids)
Source: RefSeq, a predicted model, not a curated record
UGCGUUGGUUACACGCGCCUGCGCUGCUGAACAGUACCCGGAUGAUAUAGUUUGUGUGUGACGUAAACAAGAUGGCAGCGGUGCUUAUCUCAAUAAUUCACACGCACCGAUCGCAGAAAUGAAAACGAGUCAUUUAUAUUCCACGCAGUUUAUUUUCAACACGGAUUAUAUUCAUAUCUGGCUAUUCUUCUGAUUUUCCCGAUUUUUAUUGUGGUCGGAAGGACCACACUUUGAAGACAAUUUAAUAUAAACAUGUCUGCCAAAGUGGACACCGUGGAGAGAAGUGAGUCAAGUACAAAAAGCAGACGUAGUUCUCACAGCAGAGGAAGAGAAAACGAAAACCGGAAACGAGCAAGAAGCCGAAGCAGAUCAUCCUCAUCAUCUUCCUCCUCCUCCUCAUCAUCCUCUUCUUCACGGACUUCAUCCAGCAGUUCAUCAUCACGUAGUAACUCCAGCUCUGAUAGCUCCGAUUCUUGCAAAAAACAAAGAAAGUCUUCAAAGAAAGGGAAAGAGAGACCUGGAAAAAAGAAAGGAAAGAAAGAGAAGACACGUAAGCGGAAGAAGGAAAGGGGACACAAAGGGCAAGAUGACAGCUCUGGACCUGUUCAAAUUUCAAAGUAUCUUAAGGAAAAGAAGAAAUCAGGCAAAUACAGUAUGAUUUCAGGGAAAAAGAUUAAAAUGAAAGUGAAAAAAUCAAAGAAGGACAAGCAGAGGGACAAAAACCGAGCCGAACUGCUGGAGUUCUUAAACUCCACUUUCUGAUUCAGUCCAGACCUGGAACUGCAGAAACAGACAAACUUUUUUUUUUUUCCUUCAUUUUUUUAAUUUCAUUUUUUUUUUUCAUCGCCUGACCACCACUCAGGGAAAGACCAUUUUCAACUAUUAAUGUUGUUGCCUGAUGUUAUACAUUGACAAUUCCUUACCAUAAACUCCAUGUGGAUGGUUGUUGUCCUCUUUAUUUUUAUUUUUUAUUUUUUAUCCAGACUGUGUCCUGAAAUACUUAUAUUUUAUGUCUAAUUAACUCUACCUUCUGAGAACUGUAGCAUGGAUGUAACAUUGUUACGUUACUGAAAUUGUAAAAAAUAAUUAUUCUUGUAUUCUCAUUUUUAAAUUCAAACCUCAAGUACAUAACAGAAUCAGUCCAGAUUUCUUAGGAAUUUUUCAGAAAGAUUUAAAUCAUUUAUGAACAGUUUGUGCUGGUUCACCAGGGAGAAGGUUGUAUAUAUAUAUAAAAAAAAACCUGUUCAAAUUUGAAACAACACUGUAGUCGUGUAGUUCCAGUGCUGUUUCUUGUUAUCCCAUGAUAAUCUGUGUAUUUACUUUGUUGAGCCAAAUGCAGAGGCACCACUAGCAGGUAGUUAAAAUCUCAUGAUCUGCCUUUGUGAGUCACGUGCAUUUGACUGCUGAUAACAAUACUGUUAAAUAAAUUUCCAGUUUGUGUCCCUUUAUUUAUUUUUUUUUACACCAAAUACAUAAACAUUUGUUAGAAACUGGUUGGCAUGGUUUCUAACAGUUAACAAAAUCAUUUAGAUAGUUGGGAAAGUGUUUUAAGGUAUGCUUGUUUCGCACAGGGUUUGUUACUGCAUGAAUAAUAUUAAUCUGCAGCCUAGCCUUACACAAUUUCUUCUGUCAACAGGUGUUGGCUAUAUUAUAAUAUUCAUCAGUACCUCUGCAAAAUAGCAUAAAGUUUUGCAAUAUCUUCUCCCUAUAUUCAUGUAUUGAGGAUAAAUUCUUGAAAAUAUCUGAGAAAGUUUUGAUACCAUAUAGCUGAGGCAUUUGU